UGCAGCUACUGGCCAAGGCCCCUCUGUCCUUAGCCAGCUUCUUCUUGCCCACUUUCCACUGCCUCUGCUUCCCUUGUGAUGAUUUGUUUCCAAAUAGACACAUGGAAAAGGAACUACUGUUGCCCAUAGGCCACUGCUUUUGUUUUCACCAACCCUUCUGUGUCUGUGGUGUUACAGCUACAGACACAUCCUCUCCUUCUAUCCGGUCAAUUUGGGUUACGAAAAUCAGUGGUUCAACACUGAAACAUGGACUCUUCUACUGAAUCUGCGGCUGAGGGCCUGCGCCAGAGGAAUGCCCCAAUUCACGCUAAUACUCAAGAAGAAGCUAGACAGGCAGUCUUGGACCUCAAUGCUGCCGAGGAAAAAUCCGACAAGCAGGAAGAAGACAGAAAGACUUUCGGUCGCACGCCAGAUGGAACCGUGUUUACUGUGCCAACCACACAUGACAUGGUGUCGCAAUUGCUCUCACCCACUGAGCCCAAGAAUCGUGGAGACCUGGUGGUCCUCUUCAUUCUUCUGAUGCAUAUCAUCCUGGCGUGGAUUCUUCCUGGCCCAUAUCGAAGACCUACCCUUGCGGCCUUUUUCCUAUUCUGGAGAGCGGGCUACAACAUUGGUAUCGGCUACCUUCUGCAUAUGCAAUCUCACCAUAAAAUGCUUGUCCGAUGGGCACGCAGAACUAAGAUAUUUCCCAGCGCCUCGAACGGUGAGAAUCCUCAUCCGAAAUUGAGAGCCUUUAUCAAACGCGAACUCGAGACAAAGAUCCCGAGAGACUACAACUUCGACACUGCUCCCAUUGAAUACAAUACCUGGUUGGUGUUCCGCCGUUUCGUCGAUCUCAUCUUGAUGUGCGAUUUCGUUACAUACAUGCUCUUCGCGGUGGCGUGUGCUCAUCGUCCGAUCGGAGAAUCAGUCCUUAUGACGGCCUUUCGUUGGAUCGGCGGCAUGUCCCUCUUUGUCUUCAAUUUGUGGGUCAAGUUGGACGCCCAUCGGGUAGUCAAAGAUUACGCCUGGUAUUGGGGUGAUUUCUUCUACCUGAUCGAUCAGGAAUUGACCUUUGAUGGGGUUUUCGAAAUGGCCCCUCAUCCCAUGUACUCGAUAGGAUAUGUUGGAUACUAUGGCACCUCCCUCAUGGCCGCCAGCUACAAAGUACUCUUCAUCUCAAUUAUCGCUCACGCUGCCCAAUUCGCUUUCCUGAUCUUGGUCGAAAGCCCGCACAUCGAGCGUACCUACAGCUCUCCACCGCCACGGAAAUCUGUCAACCAAUUGCCGAUAGCAGCAAACGGAGAAAAGAAUGCGACUGACUUGAGUACCACCGACGAUGUCUGGCCCCAUCCAGCCCAUGCGCAACCAUCCCAAACGCACAAUCUCCUGGGCAUAAGCAACAUCGACUUCUAUCGAACGACCGACUCUGCCGUAUUCGUUUUGCAAAUCUACAUCUUCUGCUUGACCAUGCUCACACCAAACACCACAUUUUACCAAGCGUUCUUUGUCAUCAACGCUGCGAUCUGGCGGAUCUGGUAUUCCGCUGGCAUUGGAUAUCUGCUUAAUAGGCAGUCUUCCAGGAAGAAGUGGACCAGACAUUUUCUCAAAUACGGCGAGAGUACUGGUGAGGCAUGGAGGCAGUGGAAGGGUACCUAUCAUCUCAGCAUGACCCUCUGCUAUGCUUGGUUUGCUGCGGCAGCAUGGAAGAUGUACACGAUGCCAACAAAUUGGGAUUACGGUCUUGUCCUCUUGAAACACGUCAUUGGCUUGGGGUUGAUUGCUCUUCAAGUAUGGGUAUCCUUCAGCAUCUACGAUCAGCUCGGCGAGUUCGGAUGGUUCUUUGGAGAUUUCUUCUUCGAUCACUAUCCCAAGCUGACAUACGGCGGCAUAUACCGAUUCCUCAACAACCCGGAACGAGUACUCGGGCUGGCCGGUGUCUGGGGUGUGGCUCUUAUCACUGGCAGCAAAGCGAUUUUCUGUCUGGCGCUGCUCAGCCACACCCUGAGCUUAGCAUUCAUCCAGUAUGUCGAACGACCUCACAUGCAGAAACUUUAUGGUCGUAGUCUCCGACAAGAUGCCGGACUGGUCAGAAGUCUUCGCAGAUCACUGCCACCGCCUCUGCGACAGUGGCAGGAUGGAAUGGACAAGAUGUUGGACGAGACCUUCGACUACCUCGACGACUUCUUCGAUGCGGUAAGACCGAAGCUGGCUGCAGGCGUCACCAGCAUCGUGCAGGAUGUCAAGGACAUCAUCCCUAAGCACACAGCUCGCAUUACCAUCACAAAAGUGGAACCCGAGGUCGUCGGUCUCAACCCAAAGGACUACAAAUUAGAAAUCGAAGGCACGCCCGCAUCUGCCUUGGUUGACUCUCAGCGCUCGAGCGACAAAGAGUCGGAAAUGGCCAGGACGCCUGUUCAGCAUACAGCCGGAGAGAAAGCCCUCCUUUUCGAGUACGGUGCCCCGAUCAAAGUGAAAUGGACAGCGCCUCUCAAUCACGGAAAGAAGGACUGGGUUGGGCUAUACAUGGUCACUGACAAUGCCUCCCGCGAAAUUACCACCAUAUCAUCGUCGGGACGAUGGGUUGCCACUAAUCGCCACGAGUACGACUUACUGAACUCCGAGAAAGGCAUCAUCUCAAGCAACGUCAAGUCGACGACCAAGGGUGAAGAUGGCGCCGAAAAAGAAUGUAUGACCGGUGAGAUGAUUUUCUCUGGAGACAAGCUCUGGUGGACACAAGGUGUGUUUGAGUUCCGCUACCACCACAACGGCAAGCACAACGUGAUGGCGAUUUCACGGCCUUUCGAGGUCCACAUCCCGCGUUUCAGCGAAGAUGACCUUGAAGGCUUGGACAACGACACCUCGUCCACGACUGCCAUGUUGACGCAGAAUGACGUCUUGAUCAGACGAUCCAUUGAAAGCACACUUCUCCCUAUCGUGCAGAAUUGUUUCGAUCGCGAUCCCAACAUCGCGCCCAGCACUGCUUCAGAGCCAUUUGGAAGCCUUGUCGAUCGAGAUGGCAGGUAUGCUAGGAGAGUUGUCUACGCCAUUCAUCACAUGUUUGGAAUCGAAUUUGCCCCAGAAGUUGUCAAAGCGGAUGGCAAGGUAGAGAAUUUAGCAUGGCGGAUAUGGGAGGCGAAGAAAGUCUUGGCUCCGUUUAGUAUGCGGUCCAAGGGAACGAGCACGCCGAUUGAAGGAGACCGUUGAGUCUGAUACACGUUAAGCGGGACAGCGCAUUGGUUGGUGUAUGUUGGUUUCCGAGCACAAAAGCGUUUUCAUUUCUUACAGCAUACAUUCAGAAAGUGACGCCGGG
Molecule: messenger RNA, 3292 nt
Organism: Exophiala xenobiotica
Lineage: Eukaryota; Fungi; Ascomycota; Eurotiomycetes; Chaetothyriales; Herpotrichiellaceae
Exons: 2
Coding region: 247-3186 (979 amino acids)
Biological process (GO): phosphatidylcholine biosynthetic process
Molecular function (GO): phosphatidylethanolamine N-methyltransferase activity
Source: RefSeq, a predicted model, not a curated record